AUGUGGUUCCAGGACACCUGGCGCGUUCAAGUUGGUUGGUAUGAACCCAUACCAACCACUAUCGCUACACAAUGGCUAGAACAUCGUUCGCAACUUCAUCGAAUGGCCGAUUUAAAAGUGAGCCGCUGGUUCGGUACUGGAACGACUGGGUCGUUCACUGAAUUGCAUCUUUUCGCUGACGCCUCGGAGCGCGCUUACGCUGCGGUGAUGUACGCGCGCACUAUUCACGCUGAUGGGCAGAUUGUCGUGUCUAUAAUUUCGUCAAAGACUAAAGUGGCACCCAUAAAGCCCACGUCGCUACCGCGCCUGGAAUUGUGCGCCGCUCAUCUCGCUGCCAAGCUAGCCAGAAGUGUACUUUAUAGUUGGGGCAAUCAGCGUUACCUUAUGUUCGUUUGGACAGACUCAACAAUUACGCUGGCAUGGUUGCAAGCACACCCUAGCCGAUGGGAAACGUUUGUCGCGAAUCGUGUUUCCGAGGUCCACGAAGUUCUUCCUGCCGAAUGCUGGAAUCACGUACGAUCUGAAAAUAAUCCAGCGGAUUGCGCUUCUAGAGGUGUAACACCACUUAAACUCCUGCAUCAAGAGCAGUGGUGGAACGGUCCAAGUUUCCUGCGUAGUUCAAACGCUUUUUGGAAGUCCGGUUCGUCAAAGACGCAUGUGACUGAGUUUGGUCUGCGGAAGAAAGUACGGGCGCAUCUUACUCAUUCGGACAAUCAUUGGUCUGUAAUGACCAAAUACUUAUCGUAUUCGAAACUAAAGCGUGUCAUGGCCUACGUUUUACGCUUCGUAUUCAACGCUCGCUCCAUUACUCUGCAUAAUGCUGAGAAACGAUGUGGUCCUGUUAGCUCUACAGAAAUAGCUGAAGCUGAACGCCGCUUAAUUAACGCAAAAAGGCCGAUCCCGCUUCGCAGUAGCCUAUUGCGCUUACAGCCAUUUCUUGACUCGAAUGGUAUUCUUCGAAUUGGUGGUCGUCUUAAGUCUGCAAAGCUUGCAUACGAAUCGAAACAUCCAGCCAUUUUACAUAAAAACGCGCCGCUGUCUAAGUUAAUCGUAGCAGAUAUUCAUCGUUUUACAUUACAUGGAGGGCCGCAGUUAAUGCAAGUAGUCUUACAGCGCCGCUACUGGGUUAUUGGUGCCCGCAACUUAAUCCGUAACAUUUACCACAAAAACGUAGUCGAUCUCGAAGUUUUAACUCCGGGCCACUUUAUGGUCGGCGAACCGCUUAAGUCGAUCCCGGAACCUGAGGGUCAAGGGUUCCGUGGCACGCUACAUCAACGAUGGCAGUUGAUUUCCGCAAUAAGACGGCACUUCUGGCGUCGCUGGAGAGAUGAGUAUCUAGUCAGCUUACAGCGUCGGGCUAAGUGGUUUCGCCCAUCGCGUAACUUCAAAGAAGGAGAUAUUGUGGCUGUUUUCAAUGAGCUCAGUCCACCUACAAAGUGGUUGCUCGCAAGGGUGAUUCAUUGUCAUCCUGGAGCUGAUGGUCGUGUACGAGUCGUGACCGUGAAGACGUCGACUGGGGAGUUCGUCCGUUCAAUAGCGAAGUUAUGGCUACUGCCCACAAAGAAGGAUCUAUUUUCCGAGGAAUAG
This is a messenger RNA of Ceratitis capitata (Mediterranean fruit fly), 1587 nucleotides long. RefSeq lists its product as uncharacterized. NCBI's taxonomy places the organism in Eukaryota, Metazoa, Arthropoda, Insecta, Diptera, Tephritidae. The transcript is spliced from 3 exons. Bases 1 to 1587 code for a protein of 528 amino acids. The record is from RefSeq and is a predicted model, not a curated record.